GUCUUGUGUUUGCCAGAUCAGCCAGACAGCCAUCGUUCAGCGAGGUCACUGUGCUUUGCCUCUUCUGCUCAUCUAGAAGUAUGGAGUUCUGCUUUCUGAUCGUCGCUUUCCUCUUUGCUUUCAGUCUCUCCAGUGGAGAAAGGACGCUCAAGUUUGUCACUGUGCUUUAUCGUCAUGGGGACAGAUCUCCAAUCAAGUCCUAUCCAACUGAUCCCUAUAAGGAGAGCGACUGGCCCCAGGGGUUUGGACAGCUCUCUCGGGAGGGAAUGGAGCAGCAUUUUGAACUGGGUCGGUUUUUAAAGAAACGGUACACAGGAUUCCUGAGUGAGGACUAUGACCGGCAUGAGAUAGUCAUAAGAAGCACAGAUGUUGACCGCACUCUGAUGAGUGCAGAAGCGAACCUGGCUGGCAUGUUCCCACCUAAUGGUUCUGAGGUGUUUAAUCCAGAUUUGAAAUGGCAACCAAUACCUGUUCACACUGUCCCAGCAGAUGAAGAGAAGCUGCUUUCAUUCCCUCUGAACGACUGUCCACGUUACACACAGUUAAUGAACGAGACUGAAAAAACAGACUUUUUUCUUAACAUGACUGAAACCUACAAGGACUUCAUAGAGAUGGUGAAAAAUAAAACAGGACUGGAGAAAACUAACAUUGAGACAGUUUGGAGUGUGUAUGACACAUUGUUCUGUGAGGCAAAUCACGGGAUGCGACCACCAGACUGGGUGACCUCGAGUGUGAUGGAGACGCUAAAGGUGUUAAAGAACUUCGGUUUUCAGAUUAUGUUUGGAGUCUACAAGAGAAAGGAGAAGUGCAGACUUCAGGGAGGCCUGCUGUUAGAUCAGAUCAUUAAGAAUCUCUCAAAUGCAGCAGCACUGGACUCUAAACAGAAAGUGAAGAUGAUGGUAUACUCCGCACAUGACACAACAGUCGUAGCCCUACAGGAAGCUCUGAAUGUUUUUAAUGGUCUGCAGGCACCUUAUGCCUCGUGUCAUCUAAUUGAACUUCACCAGGAAGAGAACGGGACAUUUACAGUGGAGAUGUUUUAUCGCAAUGACACUAAUGUGUCUGAGCCGUACCCUCUGUCUUUACCGGGCUGUCUCCAGCGCUGCCCCCUACAGGACUUUGUGAACCUCACACGUGAAGUCAUCCCACAAGACAGGAAUAAAGAGUGUCAGAUAAAGAAGGAACCCACAGACACUGAGGUCAUCAUCGGGCUGGCCGUGUGUGGAUGUCUUCUCUUCCUCCUGAUACUGCUGCUGUUUGUAAUGCUGUGCCGUCUAAAAGAGCCCACGGCUGGCUACAGUCAUGUCAUAAACGAGAGUGACUCCUGACAAUCAUAUCCACUCCUCCGCAAAGAGGAACUGUGGGACAGUGAGGAGGACCUAUGAGGACACCACGCCAAGUUGUUGAGAAACUCUAAAGACGGAUCUCUUUUUUGUAACACAUUUUUUAUAUUGGGGAAGAGUUGGUAAUGUUUUUUUUACUUACUUGUAACCUUAAAGGGGGGGUGAAAUGCUCGUUUUCACUCAAUAUCCUGUUAAUCUUGAGUACAUAUAGAGUAGUACUGCAUCCUUCAUAAAUCCAAAAAGUCUUUAGUUUUAUUAUAUUCAUAAGAGAAAUAUAGUCUGUACCGAUUUUUCCCGGAAAAACACGACCGACUGGAGGCGUGACGUGUGGGCGGAGCUAAAGAAUCACGAGCGCGAAUAGGCUUUUGCGUUGAGAGCAUGUGGAAGCUGUGACAUUACCGUGAGGGAAAACCCAUCCUCCAAAACAAACCAUGGCUUACAGUCAGAUUCAGCCGUUUAUUUAUGAUCCAGAAUCAGAUCCAGAGGCUGAAACUGAACGAAAGCAGCAGCAGCAAUGACUUGCUCCGAGCGGGGCUCGAACCCGCGUCUCUGGCAUGGGAGGGGACGCACUAACAAGAAGGCAGAGAUAUUUGAAGCAGUUUUACUCACCGCCUGCGGAUCCAACACAUGAUCGUGACUCUUUUUCCUUGGGAUUGCAUCAUCCUUAAGAAAUAAACGAAACGCAAAUCCGUCGUCAAACUGGGCCUUGUGAACAAGCAUCUUCGAAAUGCAGGGAACAAACAAAAACACUUGCACAACUCCUUUGAUGCUCUGUAAAAAUAAACUCCAUCCACUGGUCCCUUAAUGCCGGUUUUUUUUUUUUUUUUUUUGGUAAUCUGUGCAGGCUUGUCUUGCCCUGGCAACCAAAAACACACUUCUUUUGUGACUUUUCGCGACGCUCUCGCUCUGAUCAGUGAAUCGCUCUGAUCAGUGAAUGUCUCGGCUGUGCUCUGCUAUACGGGAGCGUGUGCUCUUCCGGCAGAAGUGCGUCAGGACCCAUAUAAGGAAAUUCCGCUCCAUCUAACGUCACACAGAGCCAUACUCGAAAAAAACUUUCCGAAACUUGUGACAAACCGGAAGGAGUAUUUUGGGAACAAAAAUACUCCUUCAAAUGUACAACUUAAUUUUUGAAACUUUGUCCAUGUUUAGCAUGGGAAUCCAACUCUUUAACAGUGUAAAAAACUCAGUAUGCAUGAAAUAGGAUUUCACCCCCCCCCCUUAAGCAUUUUUAGAGAAAAAGGGAAUCGUGCUGGGAUGGCGUCAUUACGUUAACUUAACACAGUGCUUCGUGCACAGAUCCAUAACUGAGCAGCUGUGACUUCAUGUGUGUCUUCGGCUCUGGGAUUUUAUUGUAACAGAAGAUUGUGUACAAAAUUCAAUGAGGGAACUAAAACUUGAGACUGACGCUCUUCCAGAGGUGCGAGUCCUCUCUGAAACACAAGGAUUGUUGGCGUCCUGCUGUUUGUGCUCCCAGGCCAUUAAUUCUACUAUAUUUGUGAACGCCUGAAGAUUCAGAUGGGGCAAGAAUUUAACCUUCAUACUCCUCAUGUGAUUAUCUCCUGAUUUACAGCCACAGAAGAGUUUUGAUUAGUAAAUUUUAGAAUUAUAGCUGAUAUGAACUGUAUUUUCAGGUUUUAUUGGAGUGAUUGUUUUCAUAUUGUGUAGUUUCCUUAAUGUUUUGUUAUUCUACAUUGAUCAUGUGAAUACAAAUAAAAUUGUAUAUUCAGUUGUGAAAGAUGAUUUAAUGCAUCAAUUCAGUAAAAAUCAGUUCUAGGUGCAUCAUAUUUAAUACGAAAUUGACUGAUAAACAUGCACAAGAAGUAAAAAAAUAAAAUAAUUGUCACUCAACAUUAA
This is a messenger RNA of Carassius gibelio (silver crucian carp), 3197 nucleotides long. It is a transcript of the gene acp2, whose product is annotated as acid phosphatase 2, lysosomal. The transcript has 11 exons. The coding region runs from base 81 to 1328 and encodes 415 amino acids. Lineage: Eukaryota; Metazoa; Chordata; Actinopteri; Cypriniformes; Cyprinidae. Gene Ontology annotation, biological process: dephosphorylation; lysosome organization. Gene Ontology annotation, cellular component: lysosome. Gene Ontology annotation, molecular function: acid phosphatase activity. The record is from RefSeq and is a predicted model, not a curated record.